Molecule: messenger RNA, 1602 nt
Organism: Salvia splendens (bonfire salvia)
Lineage: Eukaryota; Viridiplantae; Streptophyta; Magnoliopsida; Lamiales; Lamiaceae
Exons: 1
Coding region: 1-1602 (533 amino acids)
Source: RefSeq, a predicted model, not a curated record
AUGGGAACAAGUCAGUUUGGGACUGAGAUGCAACAAGGAGUCGAAGAUGUAAACUACGUUCAUCAAGGUGGCAACAACAGAAAUUUCAACAAUUACCACCCCAACCAAGGAGGAGGCAAUUACAAUCACUAUGGGAACAAGGUGCAUCCCAACUUGUCAUACGGGAACCCAAAUAAUGCCCUGCAACCACCACCCGGAUUCCAGGUAUCAAAUGGCCAAAUCAUAGAACCGAGGAAGGAUGAGCUGAAAGAUGUGUUAAUGGCCUUUAUGAAGCAAACGGGAAAGUGCAUGAAGGACUCCAACAAACGGCUAGUGCAGGUUGAAGCUAAUGUGAAUGACCUUAAUAUUCACAUGAAGAGCAUCGAUAACCAGAUGAGCCAGAUUUCACAGGCAGUGGGUAUUCAGCAUCAACCGGGCCAAUUUCCGUCACAAACAAUUGUCAAUCCUAAAGACUGUAAGGAUUGCAAAGCCAUUAAUCUUAGGAGUGGAAAGAGCUAUGAUGGCCCAACCUUGCCUGCAGAGAAGGAGAAAAUCUCUCAAGAAGAGGUGGUGGAAGAAGAAGAACCAGUGGAAGAGGUGCCGCCUCCCAAGGCAAGCAUCGUGAUACCUGCACCCCCUGCUGAGGUUAAGAUCCCAUUUCCACAGCGCGUGCAGAAGAAGAAACUAGAUGAUCACUUCUCUAGGUUUCUUGACAUAAUUAGAAAAGUGCACAUCAACAUCCCGUUGGUAGAGGCGUUACAACAAAUGCCUACAUAUGCAAAGUUUCUAAAAGAUGUGCUCUCCAAGAAAAAGAAAUGGACUGACUAUGAGACGGUGAACAUAUCUGAAAAUUGUAGUGCCAUAAUUCAGAAAAAGCUACCGGCCAAGCUUAAAGAUCCUGGGAGUUUCAACAUCUCAUGCGUUAUUGGAAAUGACAGACAGACAAAGGCACUUUGUGAUCUGGGGGCGAGCAUAAAUUUGAUGCCAUUAUCAUUUUUCAGAAAGAUGAAGAUCGGCACUCUCAAGCCGACAACAAUAACACUACAGAUGGCAGAUAGGACCGUCACCUAUCCUAAAGGAAUUGUUGAGGACGUUCUUGUGAGGGUACAUGACUUCAUUUUUCCCGUCGAUUUUGUAGUAUUGGAUAUGGAAGAAGACGUGAAUAUACCGCUUAUCCUGGGGCGCCCAUUCCUUGCAACGGGAAAAGCAUUGAUAGAUGUGGCAAAGGGAGAGCUCACUCUUCAUAUGGGUAACAAACGUCACAUCCUAUCUAUCUACAAUGCUAUGAAGAGUCGUGAGGAAGAAGAACUUGUUAUGAAGAAAGAGUGCAAAGCUGUGCACGUUGUAGAGGUCCAAAAGGCACAAGAAAUUGAGUCCACAUUUGGGGAUUUUUCUUUACCGCAAUGGAUGUUUGGUUCAUGUGGUGGAUCAACUUCUAAAGAAGAGACUACAUCAAAUCCUAAAGUGAAGGUGAAGAAAACAAAAGCUGAAAAUUUAUCCAAAGUGGAAACUGAAAUUUCUGAUGGAGCUCUGAAAAAUACUUGGUGGAAGAAGAGAUUGGCUAUAUCAUAUGCUUCCAAGAUUGACAGAAAAUCCAACGCCACCAUUUAUGGCGUGACAUGA